AUGAUUGUAGCAGAGUGCGUGAUGCUGGAAGAUGAUCCCACAAUCCCUCACUGCUGCAGCCUCUGGGAGAUCAGUCCUUCUGAACUCCACAGAUCAUCUGCAGAUCUUCAGAGCCUCAGCGCUCCUUUACGCUCUUUUCUGAACUCAGAGUUUUUAGAUCGGGAGCCCCAGCGAGAGCUCCACACACACCGGCCUCCAAGCUGUCUCUGCGUCUGCUCCCUGCCAUCAUCGUGGACACACGACGAUGACGAUGAUGGAAACUUCACCAAAUGGAUGAGCAGCUACUGGGGACACGGAGGCAGAGACGAGCGGGAAAAAGAGCGCAAGAGGAGCUUCAGGAGGUCCAGACAGUCCACGUGCGACCGCCGAGCUUCACUGCCCUGCAUGUCCCAGCUGGAGGCCAUGCGGCUGAAACAUCCUUCGACUCCCACCGUCUUAAAGGGUCAUGAGAAGGAGGUGCGGCCACACCCUCACGCUCGCCGCGUCUCAUCAGACGAAUACAGAGGGCAUGAAGCUAGAGGAGCAGAGAGUCGCAGGAGCACCAUCCCUGAGCUGACGGAGUCCUUCAGGAGGAUGCUGCGCUUCCACAACCACAGAAGUGAUUCGGGUAACGUGUGUCUGAUCUGCCAUGAAGAAAUGUGCAGGACAGUUGGAGAAACAGGAGGAGCAGGCCAUGAACUUCACUGCUCCUAUCACUUCCAUAAAGAGGUGAGGAGGUCGGAGCAGGGUAUGCGUCCACGUAGCCGGAGUUCUGCUGCUGUGUGUGAAAACAGGAAGGAAGUACCAGUCUGCAGCAAACAGGAAGAAUACCGUCUGCCCCACCAACGUCGGUCUCUACGCAGACAACGCUGA
Neoarius graeffei (lesser salmon catfish) is the source of this 852-nucleotide messenger RNA. RefSeq names its product leukemia NUP98 fusion partner 1 (gene lnp1). Lineage: Eukaryota; Metazoa; Chordata; Actinopteri; Siluriformes; Ariidae. The transcript is spliced from 5 exons. Bases 1 to 852 code for a protein of 283 amino acids. The record is from RefSeq and is a predicted model, not a curated record.